This is a messenger RNA of Symbiodinium natans, 1362 nucleotides long. The record is from the annotation of a GenBank genome assembly. Lineage: Eukaryota; Dinophyceae; Suessiales; Symbiodiniaceae.
AUGUUGAAGCACGCGGUUCGCAGGAACAUGGAGACAAGUCCCUGGGAGACGCGACGGUUGGACAGCCCGCCCCCUCAGCAAAGCAGCCGACGUUUAGUGCAGAAGCAGGGCCCAGCCAAGAGGGGAGACUUUGAGAAGGCACCAGGCGCUUACACUUUGCAUUGGUUGUGCAUUGGUGGCAUGCGAGGCAUCAAGUGCAUGAUCAGCGAGACCUCCCUGCUGGACCCGAUGGAGGGCAUCCGCUACCGGGGCCGCACGCUGCAGGAGUGCAUGGAUCAGCUGCCCAAGGCCCCCGGCAGCAAGAUCGGCCUGCCCGAGGCGUCUUUCUGGCUUUUGCUGACAGACGAAAUCCCCACAGAUGCCGAAGUCAAGGCCCUCAACGAAGAGCUCCACAAGCGGUCUGCGCUCCCUGCCGACGUGGUCAAGCUGAUUGACAGCAUUCCCAAGGACACCCACCCCAUGACACAGCUUGCCAUGGGGCUGCUGGCAUUGCAGCCGACAAGCGAGUUUGGCAAGGCCUACCGGUCAGGCACACUGAAGAAGUCUGAGUACUGGCAGGUCACCUUGGAGGACGCCCUGUCCCUGGUGGCCAAAGUCCCCAUCCUUGCUGCGCGCAUCUUUUGCAACGUCUUCAAGGAUGGCAAGCACAUCCCCAGCGACCCAUCCCUGGACUGGGCGGGCAACUACGCGAACAUGCUGGGUGUGAACGACAGCGACAAGUUCAAAGACAUCACUCGUCUGUACCUGAUGCUCCAUGCCGACCAUGAGGCGGGCAACGUGUCGGCGCACACCACGCACCUGGUCGGCAGCGCUUUGAGCGACUCGUACUACUCCUUUGCUGCGGGAGUCUGCGGCUUGGCGGGUCCGCUCCAUGGCCUGGCCAACCAGGAGUGCCUUCGCUGGCUGAAGAACACGCAUGCGACGCUGAAAGGACAGGAGCCAACAGUGGAGCUGUUGACUGACUUUGCCAAGGAAACCCUGGCCUCGGGGAAGGUGAUCCCUGGCUUCGGCCACGGUGUGCUGCGCAAUACCGACCCGCGCUACACGAUCCAGCGCCAGUUCGUCCAGGAGAACUUCCCUGACGAUCCCCUGGCGAAGCUCGCAGAGGUCUGCUUCCAGGCCAUCCCGCCGGUGCUGGAGGCCACUGGCAAGGUGAAGAACCCAUGGCCAAACGUGGACGCCUUGUCGGGCACCUGCAUGCAGCACUACGGCUUGGACCAGGAGGACUACUACACCGUGGUGUUCGCCGUCUCUCGUGCCCUGGGAUGUACCUCCAACCUUGUGUGGUCGCGACUCAUGGGGCUUCCCAUCGAGAGGCCGAAGUCCGUCACCCUGGAUUGGCUGAGCAAGAACGUGAAGUGA